GGGUACCAUAUUGGUACAAAUCUUAUUUAAUGGUUAAAUGAGCAGUGUUACAUUACUUUUUAUUAUUGUAUCUAUUAUAGCUUUAUUAUUUUUAGCUCUUAAUUUUAUUUUAGCUCCUCAUAAUCCUUAUCAAGAAAAAUAUAGUAUAUUUGAAUGUGGUUUCCACAGUUUCCUUGGACAAAAUAGAAGCCAAUUCGGAGUAAAAUUCUUUAUUUUUGCUCUAGUAUAUCUUCUUCUUGACUUAGAAAUAUUACUAAUAUACCCUUAUGGUAUGAGUAUUUAUGAAAAUGGUUUAUAUGGAUUAAUAAUAAUGUUAAUCUUUACAUUCAUUAUUACAGCAGGAUUCGUAUUUGAAUUAGGUAAAAGUGCGUUAAAAAUAGAUAGUAGACAAUCUUAUACUUAUUUCUACAAAUCUCAAAAAUUUAUCAAUACUUUUAUUGAAAAUAAAUAAGGCUUAUUGUCUUAAAAAUAAUUUAUUAGCUUGC
Trichoderma atroviride IMI 206040 is the source of this 485-nucleotide messenger RNA. NCBI's taxonomy places the organism in Eukaryota, Fungi, Ascomycota, Sordariomycetes, Hypocreales, Hypocreaceae. The record is from RefSeq and is a predicted model, not a curated record.